CGGAGCUCAGUAGUUAGCUGUUAGUGAGUGGUUGGAUCAUGGCGUGUUGUGGGAGCUGCUUGUGCUGUCAGUGCUGCUGCUGCACAGAAGGAGAAACCAGAACACCGGAGGAGCUGACCAUUUUGGGGGAGACCAGGGAAGAUGAAGAUGAGAUACUGCCAAGGAAAGACUAUGAGAGUUUGGAUUAUGACAGGUGUAUUAAUGAGCCCUAUGUGGAGGUGCUGGAGGGGCUGGACAAUAAGAAAGCCAAGAAGUAUGAAGCUGUCAAGUGGAUGUUGGUGUUUGCCAUUGGAGUAUCUACAGGCUUGAUUGGCGUCUUUGUGGAUUUCUUUGUGCGACUCUUCACCCAGCUGAAGUUCAGACUGGUUGGACAAUCUGUGGAAGAGUGCAGUGAAAAUGGAUGCCUUGCCUUGUCCUUGGUUGAGCUUCUAGCUUUCAAUAUGGCCUUCGUAUUCAUUGCCAGUAUUCUGGUUCUGAUUGAGCCUGUGGCUGCUGGAUCAGGCAUACCAGAGAUUAAAAGUUACCUAAACGGAGUGAAGAUUCCAGGAAUCGUGCGGCUUCGAACCUUUCUCUGCAAAGCUGUCGGGGUCCUGUUUGCUGUUGCUGGCGGUCUGUUUGUGGGGAAAGAAGGGCCGAUGAUCCACAGUGGAGCGAUUGUGGGAGCUGGACUACCCCAGUUUCAGAGCAUCACUUUCAAGAAAAUCCGCUUCCAGUUUCCCUAUUUCCGUAGUGACAGGGAUAAGAGGGAUUUUGUGUCUGCGGGAGCAGCAGCAGGAGUAGCGGCAGCUUUCGGAGCUCCGAUUGGGGGAACCCUUUUCAGUCUGGAGGAGGGAUCUUCCUUCUGGAACCAGGCCCUGACGUGGAAAGUGUUGUUCUGCUCCAUGUCUGCCACCUUUACCCUCAACUUCUUCCGCUCUGGAAUCAACUACAACAAGUGGGGCUCGUUUCAGCUCCCUGGCUUGCUCAACUUUGGAGAGUUUAAGUGUCCAGAUGGGGAUAAAAACUGUCACUUGUGGACGGCGGUGGACCUGGCCUUCUUUGUGCUGAUGGGUGUGGUUGGAGGUCUGCUUGGCGCCAUGUUCAACUGCAUCAACAAGCGGCUCGCCAAGUACCGCAUGCGCAACGUCCAUCCCAAAGCUAAAUUCAUCAGGGUCUUGGAGAGCCUGCUGGUCUGCAUGGUUACAUCUGUGGUGGUGUUCAUGGCCUCCAUGACUUUAGGAGAGUGCAGGGAUUUGGCCUCCCCUACUGCUAACAACACAACAGCAAUAGUGUCUGCGAACGAGGACGUGAACUCAUCCAUACGACAGUUCUUCUGCUCCAAUAAGACUUACAACGACAUGGCAACACUUUUCUUCAACCCUCAGGAGAUUGCAAUACAUCAGCUCUUCCACCAAGAUGCAACCUUCAGUCCGGUCACCCUGUCACUCUUCUUUGUGCUGUACUUUUUGCUGAGCUGUUGGACGUAUGGCGUCUCUGUCCCCAGUGGACUCUUCGUCCCUUCACUGCUCUGUGGAGCAUCGCUUGGACGCCUAGUGGCCAACGUCCUUAAAAUGAAUCUGGGCAUGCAUAUCUAUUCUGGGACCUUCGCUCUGAUUGGAGCGGCUGCUUUCCUGGGAGGUGUGGUGCGCAUGACCAUCAGCCUGACAGUCAUCCUCAUAGAAUCGACCAAUGAGAUCACCUAUGGCCUUCCCAUCAUGAUUACACUGAUGGUGGCUAAAUGGACGGGGGAUUUCUUUAAUAAAGGCAUUUAUGAUAUCCACAUCCAUCUGAGAGGAGUACCGCUGCUGGAGUGGGAGACUGAAGUAGAAAUGGACAAACUGACCGCCAGUGACAUUAUGGAGCCCAACCUCACAUAUGUAUACCCUCACACCCGCAUUCAGUCUCUGGUCAGCAUCUUGAGGACCACAGUCUACCAUGCCUUCCCCGUGGUCACAGAGAACCGCGAGUACGAGAAAGAGUUCAUGAAGGGCAACAUCCUCGUCAGCAACAACAUCAAGUUCAAGAAAACCAGCGUGUUAACACGUGCGGGGGAGCAGAGACGGAGAUGUCAGUCGAUGAAGUCAUAUCCUUCCAGCGAGCUGCGCAACGUGUGUGAUGAGCAGGUGGGGGUCGAGCCAACGGAAGAGGGGCAGGACAUGCUGCAGCAGAUGCUGGAGAGGAGACACGUACCCUAUCCUAACCUGUAUCCGGACCAGUCCCCCAGUGAGGAGUGGAGUAUGGAGGAGAGGUUCCGUCCUCUCACAUUUCACGGCCUUAUCCUGCGCUCUCAGCUGGUCAACCUGCUGAUCCGGGGGGUGUGCUAUGCAGAGAACCAGUCGAGUGCAUCUCAGCCGCGGCUCUCGUACGCAGAAAUGACGGAGGACUACCCCCGCUUCCCCGACAUUCAUGACCUGGACCUAGCUCUACUCAACCCACGCAUGAUUGUGGAUGUGACUCCAUACAUGAACUCUAGUCCAUAUACAGUCUCACCAAACACGCACGUCUCGCAGGUGUUUAACCUGUUCAGGACCAUGGGGCUGCGGCACCUACCAGUGGUCAAUGCAGUAGGAGAGAUAGUGGGAAUAAUCACGAGACACAAUUUGACCCAUGAGUUUUUGAUGGCCAAGCUCCGGCAGCAUUACAUCACCAUCUGAGACGAGCACUCACUCUGUCCGGGAUCGGAGUGCCCUCCCCCUGCUGCAGAACAGUUGGGCCCAGACAAGCAUGGGCUGGCCUGAACCCAUACUAGACCACUGACGGGCCUGAAACCCACCUUGGUCUCGCCCUAAAGCCAUUCUGGCCACUUUCUGGACCUCUAGAGCAUGGUACUUUGUUCUUAUUGACUAAUUGACUGACACAUCUGCAUAAAUUAUGCACACAUGCAGUACAUACAUGUACACAUACAUGAAGACAUUUCCAAGUACAUCACACUAAUUUAAAACCUGGGACUUGAGCUCACUCUUCUUUCGGACAAAAAGCCGGCCACAUUCCCAUCGACGAAGAGUACCUUGCCUUGCUUUACCAACCUCACUGUAGCACUUUUAUUUUGGGCAUCGAUUUUGUGUUGUUGUAUGUUUUUUUGUUUUUGCUAUGGUUUCAGGUUGUACAUUUAUUUAUGUGAACAUGCUUUUGCACUAAACAUGGUUAAAAAAAAAUGACUGAACUGGAAAGCUGGUAGUGGACAUUUUUGGAAAGAAUGUCUCCAACAUUCCUUGCAGCUUAGAAAUAACUGUUUUUGUUUGUGUAGUUUUUUUUUCUUUUACUAAAAAUAAUGUAUAAAUACAAUAUUUUAGAUCAUAUUUAUAGUGUUAAUAUGUCAGAACUGUAGGCCAAUAAUGUCCAGUCCAGCUCAGCUUUUGGAGAUUUGCCAUCCUGCAGACUUUAGUUUGGUUUGAAGGUUUUAGCUUAUAUAGACUCAUUAGAAAAAUAGUUGCACCCAGAAGGUAUAGACCAACAGGAAUGAAAUUUAACAUGCAAAUUAGUUAACUUAACAUUAGCGACUAAUAGCUAGGGCUAGCUGCGGUUACCGGCUAAUGCCGCCGAGAGUUCCACACUGAAGUACCCUGAGUGUUCUGGUAAGCCAGGGCGUUAUUAGCUAACGUUUCAUCCCACGUAGCUUGUUUUAACACAGUAAACACAAAGGCUACAGGCUGACAUACUCCCCUCUGAACAGCAAAAGAGCUAGCACUCAGCACGGUUAGCAGCUAAUGCAAAUACUGCUCCAGCGGUGCUAGCCAGGGUUAGCAGCCGGCUGCAGGCCGAUAAUACUCACCUCUAAACAGCGAAAGAGCUAGCGCAUAGCGCGGUUUGCGACUAAUGCUAAUACUGCUCCAGCAGUUCUAGCUGGGGUUAGCAGCAGGCUACAGGCCAAUAAAACUCUCCUCUGAACAGCGAAAGUCCUAACGCUUAGCACAGUUAUGCUAAUGCUAAUACUUUUUCAGUCUCUAGAGAACUUAACUGAAACUCCUGUAUAUGCUUUACUUCAACAGAGGUCUGGUAAAUUUCAUAACACGCACCGGAUUAUAAGGGAAACUGCAAUGACAUUUUUUGGGAAUAUAUAAGAAGUUUAGGUGCACCUUAUGAAGCAAAAAAUAAGGUAUAUUAAAGCCGCAUGUGAUUAAUUAUCACAGGACACCAUACAGAACAACCUAAUGCCGAGACAUCAAGCAUGUUUUAAUAAAAAAUACUCACCACAGAAUACACUACUUCUGUGUGUAGCUUCAUAAUAAUUGCCCAUAUUGGUCUACAUUUUUAAUAAUCUAUUGUUCCUGGUCACCUUUAACUGCUUUCCAAAUACCAUUGCAAUCCAACACUUCUUUCCUUCUGGGUGUAUAAUGUUUUUUUUAUUUGAGUAAUUAUUAAUUAAUGAUUAUAAUUUAUGAUCUCUAUAAUACAUGCAGUCUUUCAUUCAGUUUGAGGAGCACUGACAAUCACUUGUAAUAUAUUCUAACCUAUUUGACCAUGAUAAUUGACUUAUUGUCCCAUUGCCCAGCCAUAAUUAAGGUAGCAUUUUUAGAUUAGGAUUGAAACCAAACUUUGCAGAGCGUGGCUACAGGACCGGGACUUCUCUAGACAGCAUUACUUCAGUAAUGGCAUUUGUUGAUUGAAGCUUGAAUAAUUCCAUUUGAGAAUUAAGCGCAGAAGUGGAAGACAGCACUCCCUGAUUGCUUGACGAGGGACCAGCUGCAAUCCUGCUGUUGUCAUAUUUCAGGGAACAAGCUCCACACUGCAGGUUGUCUUGAGGUUUUCGAUUGAGAACAACAGUGUGCCUAAACAGACAGUCGUUCCCCACUGGAGUAGUGCCAGACCUUUAAGUUGCAUUGUUCAUAUUAUGUACGUGUAGGCUAAUUCCUUGAAGCGCUUCUACUUUACCCGAAAGCAUAUGAUAUUACUUUGCGUGAAAGGAGAAAACCCCAGAUUAACUUUCUCAGGGUGUGUUUGUGUUUCUCAUCAAGGUAGCUACAGGUUAUUAAAGACUACUGUGAUUCGCCUAUAGAAACACACAUAGACAUAAACAAUGUUCAAUAAAUGUAUAAAUCUGUUCUUAAUAUGUACUCAAACACAUUAACCACACGCUAUUAUUUGCAUUAGUGUUGUGUGAUGAAGCUGCAGUGUGUACAUAGUACUGGAAUUAUGCUAAAAUAAUGAGGGCACAUGUUCAUAAACAUAACAUUCCUUUUGUCUGUA
Molecule: messenger RNA, 5166 nt
Organism: Astyanax mexicanus (Mexican tetra)
Lineage: Eukaryota; Metazoa; Chordata; Actinopteri; Characiformes; Acestrorhamphidae
Gene: clcn6
Product: chloride channel 6
Exons: 23
Coding region: 39-2633 (864 amino acids)
Biological process (GO): transmembrane transport; chloride transport
Cellular component (GO): lysosomal membrane; intracellular membrane-bounded organelle
Molecular function (GO): voltage-gated chloride channel activity
Source: RefSeq, a predicted model, not a curated record